Molecule: messenger RNA, 5273 nt
Organism: Drosophila ananassae
Lineage: Eukaryota; Metazoa; Arthropoda; Insecta; Diptera; Drosophilidae
Product: homeobox protein abdominal-A
Exons: 6
Coding region: 1407-3221 (604 amino acids)
Biological process (GO): anterior/posterior pattern specification; negative regulation of transcription by RNA polymerase II
Cellular component (GO): nucleus
Molecular function (GO): DNA-binding transcription factor activity, RNA polymerase II-specific; RNA polymerase II cis-regulatory region sequence-specific DNA binding
Source: RefSeq, a predicted model, not a curated record
UGUCGCAGCAACCGAAACCGAAACAGAAACUGAUACGAAACAGCAUCCAUUUGCCCAUAAGAAAGCUCGCAUGGCUUUUGUAUUGCGCCAUAAACGUUUCGCUGCUCGUAACGCCACAACGCUGUGGCACCGGCCUUCUUCUCGCGCGUAAACAGCGGUCUCCGUUCUCCGUUCUCAGCUCUCAGGUCCGGGCCAACAAGAAUAGCAAAACAGCCAUCCCAGUCCCAGUCCCAGACCCAGACAGACAACACUCAACUCUCCAACGACUCAAAGCGUUGCGUCGCGUCUCUGCCACUGCCGCCGCACACGUCAGCUUCGGGCUCUGCUGCAGUUGCUGUCGCUCUGCCAGCGCCAGCAGCAAGAAUUACCAAUUACACGAAAUUUUUAUACUCUUUUAAAAAUUUCGUUUUAUUAUAAUAUUUAUUAUCGUGGCGCGCAGUAGUGUCUGCGGAACUCAGCUCCCAAUUCCCGACUCUUGGCUGUAGCUCCCCGAUUCCGAUUCCGUACCGAUUCCGAUUCGGAUUAUGAUUGCCAUCCAGAGUCCGAUUCCGAUUCGCUGUGUUUAUUGUUCCUACGCCCGCCGCCGGCUUAUUGUCAUUUAACUGUUAUAGUGCAUAAAAUAAAAACGAAAAAAAAAAUAUAAAGCACAGCAGCCAGCCAUCCAUGUUUGCGUGAAAAAUCAAAAACAAAAACUGUCAAAACACUCGCUUUUAUCGCCAUAGUGUGUGUGCGCAGUGAAUGAAAAUUAAAAGGCCAUAAAAGGUUCGAGAGUUCGAUAGUUCUGCCAGCAAAGUGUUUUACGGCAUUUUAAACAAAGUAAUUAAAAACUGAAAGAAAGCAUUUCUCCAGCCACACACACAGUCGUUUCGAAGGACGGAGGUACACCCACACCAACACCACACCACACGAGCACGCACACUUGAGAAGUCGUAAAAAGCCGCAGGGAAACCCAACUCGCUCUUCCAUAAAAUAAAAACAAAAUAAAACUACAAGAGUGCCAUUAAAAAAAGAUCGCGCGCCUAUAAGUCACAAUCCUCGAAUCCCGCCGGCACACUGUCCGCUCAGACUUCCGCCUAAUUGAUGGUCGCCUUUUAAUUGCAUCUGCAUUUGCCACAAAAUAAAUGCCAUACACCUCACAGCUCACACCCACACACACUUGCACUCGACAGCUGCAACAACAACGCCAACCGAGACUUUAUGAAAAUUUAACAAAUUUCGUUGUGAAUUCGCCAGUUUCGAGCGAAGUAAAAGGCUGAAAAGUUGCCCAAGUUCGCUAGAGAAAGCCCGAGAAAGGUAUUCCAAAAACGACUAAAAUAUAUAUUCCGAAAAACUCGAAAGAACCGAAAUACGAACCAGAACCCAAGUGAACUGAAUUCCGAAGAUUCGAUCUCGAAAAAAUAUGUGCAAUGUCAAAAUUUGUUUUCGAUAGUAUGCUGCCAAAGUAUCCACAGUUCCAGCCGUUUAUCAGUUCGCACCUAACCACCACCCCCCCGAAUUCGUCAUCUGCAGCAGUAGCCGCCGCCCUUGCAGCCGCCGCCGCCUCUGCCAGCGUCUCAGCCACCGCCAGCAGCAGCAACAGUCUCAGCCUGAGCAACAACAACACCAGCAGCAUCAGCAACAUCAACAACAACAGCAGCAGCAGCCCCAGCAGCAGCAGCAACCACAACAAUCUCAAUCUGACAGCGGGAUCCCUGUCUCCCAGUCCCAGCGGAUUGCAUUUGGGCCAGCACCUGGGUCAGUCGCCCCACUCGCCGGUGUCCUCGUCCUCGCCGUUCCAGCAACACCAACACCAGCAGCAGAGCUUGCACCACCAGCAGCAACAGCAACAGGCCCAGCAACAGCACCACCAGUACUCCUCCCUGUCGGCGGCCCUCCAGCUGCAACAGCAACAGCACCACAUCAACAAGCUAGCCGCUGCAGCCGCCGCCUCCCACGGCCACGCCCACGCCCACGCCCACCAGCAGUUGCUGCUGACUCCGCCGUCCGUUGGCAAUUCGCAAGCCGGCGACAGCAGCUGCUCCCCAUCGCCGUCGGCAUCUGGCAGUUCGUCACUGCACCGCAGCCUCAACGACAACUCGCCGGUCUCCGGCCCCGCAUCCGCAUCAGCCGCAUCCGCGUCGGCAUCCGUAUCCGCGGCCAACUCCGUAGCCGCCGCCGCUGCCGCUGCUGCCGCCGCCGCCGCGGCCAGCUCCUCGUUUGCAAUCCCCACCAGCAAGAUGUAUCCCUAUGUAUCAAACCACCCCAGCACCCAUGGAGGACUCUCCGGAAUGGCCGGGUUCUCUGGGCUGGAAGAUAAGUCAUGCAGCAGGUACACGGACACCGUGAUGAACAGCUACCAGUCGAUGAGCGUACCUGCCUCGGCCUCGGCGCAGUUCGCUCAGUUCUAUCAACAUGCCACAGCCGCCGCCUCGGCGGUCUCAGCCGCCAGUGCCGGGGCCAUUGGAGUCGACUCCCUCGGAAACGCCUGCACCCAGCCCGCCUCCGGGGUUAUGCCAGGAGCAGGGGGUGCUGGUGGGGCAGGAAUCGCCGAUCUGCCGAGAUAUCCCUGGAUGACACUUACAGACUGGAUGGGAAGUCCCUUCGAGCGUGUCGUUUGCGGCGAUUUCAACGGCCCCAACGGAUGCCCCAGAAGACGCGGCCGCCAGACCUACACUCGCUUUCAGACCCUCGAGCUGGAGAAGGAGUUCCACUUCAACCACUACUUGACUCGGCGGCGGCGCAUCGAGAUAGCCCACGCUCUCUGCCUGACCGAGCGACAGAUAAAGAUCUGGUUCCAGAACCGGCGCAUGAAGCUGAAGAAGGAGCUGCGCGCCGUCAAGGAAAUAAACGAACAGGCGCGACGUGAUCGCGAGGAGCAGGAGAAGAUGAAGGCCCAGGAGACGAUGAAAUCCGCCCAGCAGAACAAGCAAGUGCAACAACAGCAGCAGCAACAGCAACAACAGCAGCAGCAACAACAACAGCAACAGCACCAGCAGCAGCAGCAACAGCCCCAGGACCACCACUCCAUCAUCUCGCACAAUCCGGGCCACUUGCACCACUCCGUGGUGGGUCAGAACGAUCUCAAGCUCGGCCUGGGAAUGGGCGUCGGCGUGGGAGUGGGCGUGGGCGGUGGUAUUGGCCCCGGCAUCGGUGGCGGCCUGGGUGGCAACCUGGGCAUGAUGAGUGCCCUGGACAAGAGCAAUCACGACCUGCUGAAGGCGGUCAGCAAGGUUAACUCCUAAGCAGCUGGCCCCCCGGAAAGCCGAGCCCCAGCCGAGCCAACGAGCCAUCGAGCCAAUCUUCCACCAGCCGCACCACUAGCUCCACUAGCACCACCACCAACCACCAUCACCGCCGCAUUCGCAUCCGCGUUCUUGUUGCGAAAAAAACAAAACCAGAAGAUAAACUCGAUAACUAAAAUACGUAAAGUUUUACAUAGUAAAUAGUUGCAUAAGUCUAAAAAGUACUACAUAGACCCGAAAGGGAAGAGCAAAACGCAAAGAGAGGUGCCACACGGCUCAGAGGCGAUUCUGUUUGGAGAAGGAUUGUAGAGUUGUUGCUUUUUUGAGGAGGAGGCCAGCUGAGGUUUUCCUCGGCUCUCCUCCCAGUGCAGGAGUUGUCUAUUUGAUAGAGCGACUGCCGCGCGAUUUCCUUUUCUCUAGAUCUCUGGCGAGAGUUUGUGUAUCCGACAUUGCUUCCACGUUUUUCCUUCUACUCCUGUGCAGUCCAACCCCUAAACCGGCAAUUCAACCCCCAGCAUUGGCCUCUGGGCCAGGGGGCUCACAACGAGAAAUGAUAAUAUUAAUGGAUAAUUUGAACUACUUAGAAUAGCGGUUAAUGCUUAAGGCAGGAGUUAGCAGGAGACGCGAUCUAUAUAAUAUAUAAAUGAAUAUUGACGAAAUGAGCGAUUUUUGAUAGUCAAAGGACCCGGUUGCCUGACACAGACCCACUACCCCCCGAAAGCGAAAGGGGUCGUUGGGGAAGGGAACGUUCGGGGUUCGAGUGUAAAAUUAUUUGCGACUGCUGUAGGAUAACCUAGUUCGAUACUUAGAAGCCACGUUCGACUAUGUUAAACGGUAUAUUAAUACAUAAAUAUAUGGAUAUGCUUACAGAUUAAAGAUACUUACAUAUAGAGUUAUAGAGCGUACACUUGUAUCUAAAUAUUUAUUGGAAAUUUCUGUUUAUGUUUUUCGUCAACAAAAAAGAAAAGUAAGAAAAAAAAAAGAAAGUCUCUUCCAAUGUUUCGUUUAAGUAAAUGUUUAUUGUAUGUUUGCUGUAUUUUGUUGUUUGCCAACGCUUGAUACAAUGAUUUCUUCAAUGCCAUAUUAUUCUUAAUUCGACAAGCAAGCAAGCAUUGCAUACAUAUUUGCGCAAAUAUUCCCAUAAAUACCAGUUUUAAGGACGAAACGGUAUGCAACAUACCCAAAAGCAUAAUCACGAUUUCAAAUACGUAAUAAUAAUAAUGAAAAUGAAACAAAAGUGAAGUAGGGCGGAGAAGAGAGUAAAUUGAUUGUCGUUUUGCCAGUGACUACAAUUUUAAAUUACCUACAGUUAAGCAAAGUAUGUACUACAAAUCUACAAAGAAAAUAACAAACAGUAAGGAAACACUGAAUACGUAUUAGCUUAAGGUUGCAACAACAGACGAACUGUCAAGAAGGCCAGUCAUAGGGGGGAACGGCUCGAAAACCCAUAUACGUAGAUUUCCAACUUCCCGAAAUUAAAUUUACUAGCAUCGUCUCGCGAGGAUGGCAAGUUGAAUUAAAGUCAAAAUCUAUUUAUUAUACACAACCGAGGCGGAGGGCUUACACUGCGCGUAUUUACAUAAACAACAAUUAUUGACAAAUAUAUAUGAAUAUAUAUUACAAAUAUAUACAAAUAUGAACUUAUAUAUGUAUAAAAAUACUAAAUGUAUGUGUAUCUAGUAUGGUUAAUAUUAAAUGCAGUCGAGUCAGAAGUUAAAGUCUAGCCCACACCCACGAUGAAAAAAAAAUAAAAAAGAAAAAAACCGCUUCCAGUAAACAAAAACAUCUCUUGAGGAACUCAGACUAUGUUUUCCCACUUUCCCCUUUUAGCCUUGGUUCGAGUGAUAUUCACGCCUUUUUCAAGACCAGUUCCCACUUCCGUUUCUGUUUUUUGUUGCAUUUCAGUUUCGUUUAAGUUUAGAUCGUAAAUCAAUAUUUUGUUUGAACCAUAAUGCUAAAUCCUUCUGUUAAUUUUAGUUUAAGUUUAGUUGUGACGAAUUGUGUAUUAUAUAAUUUUAUGCGAUUUUAAAAUGAAUGCGAAAAAAUUAAAAA